AUGUCGUUACAAGAAUUCCUUAUCGAGAAGUUCGAGUCAUGGAAACCACCAGAGCCAGAAGUUAUGAACAGAACCAAGCGAGAUAUCACAUUAAACUGGAGUCAGUUGGAGCCAUUCGACUUCCUCGCGGGAGAUUUUAUUUAUAAAAUAGAAAAGUAUAACAAGAUGCCUCGAUGGAUCGUGGUGUAUAGUGGUGGCAAAACAACGAAAACAAUAGACAAUCUGGCGCCGAGACAUCCGCACCGGUUUCGUCUGAGAGUCAUCCUCAAGGCAGAAGCCGUGCCGCGCCUCGCCGACCGAGCUAUACACUUCUAUGGCGAUGAGACCGCUGUGUAUGAGAAAUUUGGUAAAACUGAUGAGACCAACAAAACAGCAUUUGAGGACGACAACAUUCAAACAAGCGCUGUCGUUAAUGAAAGUGGUGGAGAUAUUCCAAAUGCAACAAUACCUGCAAAUAGUGGUAGAGACGCCAUCAUCAAAAGUUCAGACAAGUGUGAGAAACGCAAGUGGGUGGAGUCGCGAUGGUCGGAGGAGACGUGGACGAGCACCGACUCCGACGGCACCUCCGCCGUGUGCUUCUCCAUGGCCGUGCGCUGCGGGUACACCAAACAGGUGCAGAGCAUGCUGGAAGAGCGGCCGGAUUUGAUUGGAGCCAUCAAUCCGCAGAACGGAUUCACGCCGCUGGCGACCGCUGUCAGGCGAGGCGAUAUGAACAUGGUGCGGUAUUUGAUCUCGAUGGGGGCGGACGUGGAGCAGCCCUCGGCGGCGGGACAGACGCCGCUGCACCUCGCGCUCUACGCCGCUAACACACACAUGGCCGAACUACUGCUCGACAAGGGAGCCAGUUUACAAGCCUGUGAUUGGAACGGUCUCCGCGCAGAGCACUACGCGGUGGACUCGCGCGACCUGGAUACCGUCAGGUUCGUGCUGCAGCGAGGAGGGGACCUCGCCGCCGAAGACAACAACGGAUGGACCCCGCUCUUUAGAGCUGUGUGUCAGGGCGCGGAGACGGCGCUGGUGGCGGAGCUGGCGGCGCGCGGCGGCGCCGACGCGACCGACCGCGCCGGCCUGCCGCUCGCCUGCGUCGCCAGGAUGCUCACCGACCCCCAAGGCCGCCGUCGAGAGUCGAUCCUGCGGCUGGUGGACUCCAACUACCCGCACGAGAAAGCGCUGGCCAACUUCACGCGACUCACCAAAAAGAUAUACAACGUGCACUCGCUGCUCAAACUUAUUUAA
Molecule: messenger RNA, 1236 nt
Organism: Manduca sexta (tobacco hornworm)
Lineage: Eukaryota; Metazoa; Arthropoda; Insecta; Lepidoptera; Sphingidae
Product: ankyrin-3
Exons: 8
Coding region: 1-1236 (411 amino acids)
Molecular function (GO): protein binding
Source: RefSeq, a predicted model, not a curated record